CAUUGAUCUCUCCUGUCUUCCAUGAAACGCCAUCACAAAAUUGUUCCACCAUGUUUCUCUGUCUAUUUCAUUAGGCUCAGGUGACAGUUGAAAGGGUUUUGAUUGUUGCUCAAGUUACAAGAAACCGAAAUGCCGGCUUCCAUAAGCAUGGAUGAGAAUAUGGGGUUCCAGUACGGAGUUUCCAGGCCAGGGCUUAAUCCACCAAUUCAAUUUGGGAAUGGAUUUUGUGGAGCAGGGUCAGGACUCAUUCGAGGCGGAUUGGGUGCGUAUGGAAAGAAAAUUUGUGGUUCAAGUUCUCAGUAUGUUCAAAGCAAUAUAAGCAAAUACUUCUCAGAUCCUCAAUACUACUUCCAAGUGAACUCCCACUACGUCCGAAACAAACUGAAGAUAAUUCUGUUUCCAUUUCUGCACAGGGGGCACUGGACGAGGAUGACAGAGCCAGUUGGAGGCAGGCUUUCGUAUAACCCUCCAAUUACUGACAUACAUGCCCCAGACCUGUACAUUCCAUUCAUGACAUUUGCAACGUACUUGGUUCUCGCUGGGAUCUCACUAGGCCUUUCUGGGAAAUUCAGCCCAGAGGCUAUAAAUUGGCAGUUUGUGAAGGGAAUGGUGGGUUGGCUACUCCAAGUGAUGUUGCUCAAGGCAUCGUUGUCUUCGCUUGGGGGUGGAGAGGCACCUUUGUUAGACAUGAUAGCAUAUACUGGGUACACUUUCACAGGGUUGUGUGUGGCGGUUCUAGGGCGAAUCACGCUAAGCUAUGCUUACUACUUGAUAAUCAUAUGGACAUCCAUGUGCUCAGGCAUCUUCUUGGCAAAGACAAUUAAGAUAACUUUGUAUGCUGAGAUCAACAGUUAUGAUGCAAACAUGCAUCAUUAUCUGUUGCUAGGUAUCGCGUUUUCUCAGUUCCCGUUGAUCAUCUGGCUGAGCAACCCUACCGGGAAUUGGUUUUCCUGAACCUGCAAUUUCAACGCAUAUAUGCUCGUUGCUCAGAUUUUCUGCGGUAGCAUAUGAACAUCUUGUCGUGUGCAUAGCUAGGACUUGAAUUCGUUUUUAAACUGCGGUUGCAGGAGCUCAUGUAUUCCAGGAAUUCUUUCUCGUACUAAUCUCAUUUGUAGUAUUGUUGCAGAAUUAGAUUGGUGAUUUAGUUAUCAGGAUUGAUAACUUCUAAU
Molecule: messenger RNA, 1169 nt
Organism: Malus domestica (apple)
Lineage: Eukaryota; Viridiplantae; Streptophyta; Magnoliopsida; Rosales; Rosaceae
Biological process (GO): endoplasmic reticulum to Golgi vesicle-mediated transport
Cellular component (GO): Golgi membrane; COPII-coated ER to Golgi transport vesicle; endoplasmic reticulum-Golgi intermediate compartment
Source: RefSeq, a predicted model, not a curated record